Molecule: messenger RNA, 4239 nt
Organism: Setaria italica (foxtail millet)
Lineage: Eukaryota; Viridiplantae; Streptophyta; Magnoliopsida; Poales; Poaceae
Product: disease resistance protein RGA2
Exons: 2
Coding region: 182-3583 (1133 amino acids)
Biological process (GO): defense response to other organism
Molecular function (GO): ADP binding
Source: RefSeq, a predicted model, not a curated record
CUCCUCCCCCGUCGAACAAGACGACAAAAAUGUUCGAAGUUUCCAACGCCCCGGCCUCGCGAUUUACCUUUCCCGACGCGGCGAUGGCGCCUCCCCCUCCGCCUCCCACUCCACUCCAACCAGCCAGCGGAUCGCGCCGCCUCGCCCGCCUCGAGCUCCCCGUCGAGCCCCGGAGACUCCCAUGGCGUGCUCGUCCUUGGCCACGGCCGCGGCGGGGUGGCUGGUGUCGCCGUUUCUCGACUGCCUGAGCGACCGGAUCCGCUCCUGCGCCGACGACCUCUUCCGCUACCUCCCCUCGGGGUCCGCCUCCGCCGACCUCGAGCGCCUACAGGACUACCUCCUCUGCCUCCGCGCGUUCGCCUCCGCCGUGGAGCGCGCCCGGCGCCGCACGUCCCACCCCACCCUCCUCGCCUGGCUCAACCGCCUCAAGGACGCCGCGGACGACGCCGACGACAUCAUCGACGAAAUCCGCUAUAGAAGCCUUGCGGAUGCCCUCCCCGGACCCAGCGCCGAUUUCUGCGGCAUCCUCGACACCCCCGGCUCGGUCUGCAGCCACCUGGCAUCAGUAUGCUCCGACCACCCCUUCAAACGGUUGCCCUCCGUUCUCGACAAGCUCGCCACCGCCUGCGCGGACUACGCCCCAAUCGCAUCCCUCGUCGGGCUCGAUGGGGCCGACUCUCCGCAGCGCGGGAAUCGGCUCGCCAGGAACUCUAGCUCCAUCAUGCCGGCUGACGAUGCAUUCUUCGGCCGCCAACGUGAGCUAGCCGUUCUGGUCGAAACUUUAGUUGGUUGCAGUGGUUCUUCUCGACUCGGCAACCACAGUGUCCCGGUUGUUGCCAUUGUUGGAGAUGGUGGGAUUGGCAAGACGAAACUGGCUCAGAUGGUGUUUAAUCAUGCGGUCAUUCAAGAGCACUUUUAUCCCCGGAUGUGGGUGUGUGCCUCGAGUCAUGUGGAUGAUGUGAGGCUUACUAGGGAGAUACUGCAGGCCGCUACUGAUUGGAAGGUGGACUAUGAUGGGAUUUUGAAUUUUGAUAGGUUGCAAAAUUUGCUGGCUUCUUCUGUUGCAGGGAGGAGGUUCUUGCUUAUCUUGGAUGAUGUUUGGGAUGACAAGGAGAUGGGCACGUGGGAGAACGGGGAGAGGUGGAAGAAGCUACUAGCUCCCCUGCAGCAUGGGAAGCAAGAGAGCAGGAUCAUCGUGACGACACGGAUGAAGAUGGUUGCUGACAUGCUAGGUGUGAGGAUUCCAAUGAUGUUGGGCGGGUUGGGACUGGAAGACCAUUGGUUGCUUCUCAAGAAGUGUGCACUAGGUAGUAAGGAUAGUCAUGAGCACCCGCAUUUGCAGGAGAUUGGGAGGAAAAUUGCAUUGAAUCUUAAGGGAUCCCCUCUUGCUGCCAGAAUUAUUGGUGGGAUGCUCAGUAAUACUCGAAAUGCAAGAUAUUGGAAUAAUAUCUUGGAGACAGAAAUCCAUGAUGACAUUGUCUCGACGCUUUUGUCAAGUUAUUAUCAUCUCCCUCAGCACUUGCAGUAUUGCUUUGCGUAUUGCAGCAUAUUUCCAAAGAAUUGGAAGUUUGAGCGAAAGAAAUUGGUCAGAAUGUGGAUAUCACAGGGUUUCGUUCAGAUGAAAAAUGGGAAUAUGGAGGAUUUAGGCAUACAGUAUUUCAAACAACUGUUGGCAAGAUCAUUCUUUCAUACUCUUAGGCAGGGAAACAGAACGCACUAUGUCAUGCAUGACCUGAUUCAUGAUUUGGCACAAAUGGUUUCCCACUCCGAUUGUGCUAGGAUUGAAAGUGACACGUAUAAAAGCAUACCCUCGACUGUUAGACAUGUAUCUGUUUUAAGCAACUUCCUACCGCACCUCAAGAAGCAAUGUGACUUGAGAAGAUUACGGACAUUAAUUGUAUACAAAGAUUCACCAAUGACCUCAAGUACUAUCCCAGAUGAUUUUCUUGCUGAGGUAAAGAAUGUACGCACUUUAGAUCUCACAGGAUGCCUUAUGUCAGAGCUACCUAAAGCAAUCGGUUGCCUAAUUCAUCUGCGCUACAUAGCACUUCCUGAUACUAUCAAGACGCUAUCUGAAUCUGUGAGCAUAUUACUGCAUCUCCAGACUCUUGAUAUUCCAAAGAAGUGUCAGCUCGAUAGAUUUCCUGGGGGUAUGCACCGGUUGGUCAGCUUGCGGCAUCUUGGCGUAGAUUUGAAGUACAUUGCAAUGAUAAGAGGUAUUGGUAGUCUUGUUAAGCUUCAAGGGUCUGUUGAAUUCCAUGUCAAAACAGAAAUUGGGCAUACCUUAGAGGAGUUGAAGGAUAUGAAAGACCUUCAUGGUCUACUUCACAUUAAGAAUCUGGAAAAUGUUACAUGCAAGGAAGAAGCUUGCAACGCGCAACUGUGCGAUAAGCGAUUUCUUAAAAUUCUGAAACUUGAGUGGAGCUCCGCAGGUUCAACUUUUGGUCCCAGGACCAGCAUGGAUGCCAAAGUAUUACAAUGCUUAGGACCUAACGAAAACCUGGAAGAGCUUCAUAUCAAAAGGUACAAUGGGGAAUCAUCACCAAGCUGGUUGGAUGUGAACAUUUCGGAGGUGAAAAUUCUGCCCCAGCUAAAGUCCUUGUGUCUGACAAACUGCAGAAGGUGGAAACUACUUCCUCCACUCGGACAGCUCCCAUUUCUGAGGGUGUUGCACCUUAAGGAGAUGUGCUCUGUUACUGAAAUUGGAAUUGAAUUCUAUGGUGGUGGCAAUGUGACAUUCCCAUCACUGAAGGAGCUUGAAUUUGAUGACAUGCCAAGCUUAGUUAGUUGGAUUGGAGGAAUCAGUGACUCAUUUUUUCCUUCCCUGAAAAAAUUGAAGAUUUUAAACUGUCCAAAAUUGAUCAAAGUGCCCUUGCUUCCUCCGACAACAAAAAGUGUGACAGUAGAAAGAACUCGAAAGAUUUCUAAUCUCAAAAUGACCCCUUAUGGUUCAUCUAAAUCAGGCAAAUUCGUUUUAGAAAUUUCUCCUGCAAGCAUAUUGUGCGAAGGGUUCUUACAUCAGAAACACCUUGAAGCUACUGAGGUUCUAAACAUAAGAGGUUGUUGGGGUUUGGAGCUUGCUGAAGGAUUUCAGUUACUAGCAUCACUAAGAAAACUGCGACUAUCCCAGUGCAACAUGGAUGGUGAACAGCUGAGUUUGUGUUUGGAGUACUUAAAUGGUCUUGCCUCGUUAGACAUAGUUGACUGCCAGAAUAUCACAUCUUUACUCUUGCCAGUAGGUUCAAGGCAUUUUAAAACACUCCAGGCUUUGUGCUUUCAGGAUUGCCAGAUGCUUUCCUCCUUGGCUAACCUGGAAAGCUUUGUUGACCUAAAAAGUUUGAUCAUUGAGAGGUGCAUAAGAGUUACAACAGCGUCCUUACCAGCUGAGCUGAAGGGAAUGGAAUCUCUUAACAAACUGAGCAUCUCGCACUGCCCAGGGCUUCAAUCACUACCAAACAACAUGCCAUUGUCCCUGGAAUUUCUUCAUUUGAUUGGGUGCCAUCCAGUCUUGACUCAGUGGCUCCAUGAGAAACAAGGUCCAGAGUGGGAGAGAUUACCUUUGUCUCAAAUCACAAUAUACUAAAGUGAUACCUUCCCUUUUUUUGUGGUACCUGUCUUGCUAAAUGGAAGUAAGAUGGCGGAAAAAAGAUUUGGAUUUUGGACAUGAAGCUGAUGCUUAGGAUCCUCUACACAGUUGAAAUAGGUUGUCAGCAAACAUAAUUGCAGUGCCUUAAAUCUGACGUCUGGAGAUUUCACUUCAAAGCUUCAUUAGGAAACAAUCAUGAAGAAGUUUCAGGACAUGGACAAGUUCCCUUGAUAUGUUCACCCCACCUCGCUUCAAUGCAUCAUCUGCCAGCUCAAGGAGGAUGUGAUAUCCACUGCAUCAUUCAAGUGAGGAACGAGGGAAACCAAAAUAUCUCUGUCUUCAUCUGUUCAUCUGUUACGUCACUUUUCUUAAGGUCGCUUUGCUUCAGCGUUACAGUUAAUCCAGAACAUGCAGACAUUUAGGAAGGUAUACUCCAGGCAGCUGCAGUAUAUCUUCUAAUUGAGGUGUUUGAAGAAUGAGCAGAUCAUAGUCCUUGCGAGAGAUGGGGACGGAUUACUGUAUACCUUGCCAAAUUAACAAUGAUUUUAAUAGGGGUACAUGAUAUGUCCUCUGUGUUGUAUGUAAAUGUUUAAAAUUAAUAUUAUUAUUUAUCAUUUACAUGAAUUAUAUUCAAUCAAUAGAGAAUAUAUUCA